AUGGCCAACGAACAUCCAGAGUCCGCUGAGGACUUCGAGUUCAUCCAGACACCUCCUGCCCCUCCGGAGCAUCCUCCCUCAAACUGUGGUGUCCGCACCACUUCCUAUCCCUCAAUCAAGAAUGGUCCUCUCCCUGCCGACGCCGCAGGAGGUGACUCCUUCAAUAACAUCCUGCUCAUCGGCCUGCUCAUCGCCGUGCCAUGGUACAUUGCCCGCCAACUGCAUGGCGGUAUCUACACCACCCUCUUCAUUGCAGUCUUCACCAGCAUUCCCAUCCUCAUGCUGUUCUGGGCCGUCGCCUCAACCAUUUCUCCUCGAAUAAAUGACAAGGCCACAUACCCGGGUCGUCCAGUCGAACACUACCUCGACUUCCACAGUGAGGAGCAUCGAGCAAGAUACCAUGGUAAAAACAAAAUCCCUAUGGAGACAUUCCACGAGAUGUACUUUGACCAGAAGGUCUCGUUCAAGGGCGAUUGCUUGGAGACCUUGGAAUAUCGCCAUGACUGGGCAAGUUUCCGUUUCACGCUCUCAUUAUUCCGGUACUUUUUCACCGGCAUGAUCCCCGAAGUUAUCAUGCACACCCGCUCCCAGGAUGAAGAACAAGUCCGUGAUCACUACGACCGUGGUGACGAUUUUUACGCGUGGUUCCUCGGCCCCCGAAUGAUUUACACAUCGGGCAUCAUCUCCGACAUCAACCGCGAGGAAUCUUUAGAGGAACUACAGGACAAUAAACUUGCCGUGGUGUGCGAGAAGAUCGGUCUCCAACAGGGUGAGACGCUCCUCGAUAUCGGCUGUGGCUGGGGAACUUUGGCGAAAUACGCCAGCGUCAACUAUGGUGCGCACGCAACUGGCAUCACGUUAGGUCGUAACCAGACAAAAUGGGGCAACAACGGUCUCCGGAAGUCAAACAUUCCAGAUUCCCAAUCUCGAAUCCUCUGCAUGGAUUACCGUGACAUUCCCCAUACCCCACCCAAUAGAUCCAACGAAAAAUACAAAAAAAUCACCUGUCUGGAAAUGGCCGAACACGUGGGAGUCAGACACCUCUCGAGCUUCCUGCGCCAAGUCAACGAUCUACUGGAUGACGAUGGUGUUUUCUUCUUGCAAAUCGCCGGGUUGAGGAAGUAUUGGCAAUACGAAGACCUAAUUUGGGGGCUUUUCAUGAACAAAUACAUCUUCCCUGGCGCCGAUGCAUCGACUCCUCUGGGAUUCGUGAUUGAUAAACUUGAAGGUGCGGGCUUUGAGGUCAAAGCCGUGGACACAAUCGGCGUUCACUACAGUGCGACGCUCUGGAGAUGGUACAGGAACUGGCUCGCCAACGCCGACAAGGUCAAGGCCAAAUACGGUGUGAGAUGGUACAGAAUAUGGGAAUUUUUCUUGGCCUGGAGUACCAUUAUCUCCAGACAAGGGUCCGCGACUUGUUUUCAAAUUGUGUUGGUCAAGAACAUCAAUUCGACACACCGCAUUGAGGGUGUGAGACAGCAAUUUGGGCUUCAAGGAGCGCUACAAGCCGGGAAAGAACACAUUGCAGCUAGUAAAGGCGACAAGAAGCAGAACGGGAAAGCAGUGAAUGGGCAUGCAUAG
Molecule: messenger RNA, 1581 nt
Organism: Cladophialophora psammophila CBS 110553
Lineage: Eukaryota; Fungi; Ascomycota; Eurotiomycetes; Chaetothyriales; Herpotrichiellaceae
Product: cyclopropane-fatty-acyl-phospholipid synthase
Exons: 2
Coding region: 1-1581 (526 amino acids)
Biological process (GO): cellular response to biotic stimulus
Source: RefSeq, a predicted model, not a curated record